Penicillium robsamsonii is the source of this 2262-nucleotide messenger RNA. Its product is annotated as putative C6 transcription factor. Gene Ontology annotation, biological process: regulation of DNA-templated transcription; DNA-templated transcription. Gene Ontology annotation, molecular function: zinc ion binding; DNA binding; DNA-binding transcription factor activity, RNA polymerase II-specific. The record is from RefSeq and is a predicted model, not a curated record. The transcript has 3 exons. The coding region runs from base 1 to 2262 and encodes 753 amino acids. Lineage: Eukaryota; Fungi; Ascomycota; Eurotiomycetes; Eurotiales; Aspergillaceae.
AUGAGUGAGAACUUUGGUGCCCCUUAUUCCGAGUAUCCACUGGAAAAUGAAUUCAAUUACGGCUGGGCUGUGCCUGGAUACCCGCAACCUUCCCCCGUCGAGUUCGCCGAAACUAUCCCCGGUCGUGAUAUCCGUGAUAAUUCAUUAUCCAACAGCGACCGCGUGAAUGCAAAGGUCGCUAUCCCCCGGAAUGCACAACCCAGUAGUUGGACUAGCAGUGGUCGAGUCAGUCGAGCUUGCGAAAAUUGCCGUGAACAAAAGGCCAAAUGUAGUGGCCAUCGCCCAGCCUGUCAUCGAUGUCUGGAUUCCGGCGUCCAGUGCUCAUAUGGCGACCGGAAAAGGGAUAAGAUGGCAAAGCAGCUGAACGAUCUAACUACACAGGUUGAAACUUUUGAUGCCUUGCUCCGCGAUAUUUAUCCCAAGCUGGAUGUCUCGUCGGCCCAGCAGGUUGAUCAAACCCUGAUGGAGCUAAAUGCACGCACUUUGCUCACUCAAGUCAUUCCCCCUACCCAGAUCCCUGCCUUGUUCACCCACCCAUCAGGCCAUAUCAAUCACUCGGUACUUUCUCCUGCCAAUACUGGUAUAUCUAUUCCUUCGGGAAUUGUAGACUACACCGAAGAUGACUUCAAUGGAGACGAGAAAGUACAGGCGACGGGAUUUGUGGGCGAACAUUCGGUGACGGCAUGGUUGUACAGACUCAAACGCGACCUUGACCAUAACGGUUUGCAAACACCAGAGACCCCUGAACGCCCUUCGAUUUCUUCAGUGAACUACUUCCAAGAUGACUUGGAGAUUUCGGUUCUCGACGAUAUCGACCUCGCACGCCGGCCUUCACAACAAAUCGCUAACAGGCUCGUUGACACCUACUUUCACGUCGUUCAUCCUACCUUUCCGGUUAUUGGAAAGGCAAUAUUCCUGCAUCAGUAUCGAUCCUUCUAUGCGAAGAAUGUGCGACCUGGGAAACGAUGGAUGAUAAUGCUAAACCUAGUGUUUGCCAUUGCGACCAGACAUUCCUUGCUCGUCGAUCAACCCCAAACAAACUGCGAUGUCCAUCAGACUUAUUUUGCACGAGCGUGGAGGCUGAACGCAGGUAGCAUAUUGCUAAGUCAUCCCGACUUACAACAGGCACAGGUGGAGGGCUUGGCUGCUUUUUACCUCCUAUCGGUUGGCCAAAUUAAUAGGUCAUGGAGACUCAUUGGAUUUGCGAUUCGAUCGGCGGUGACUAUGGGUCUAAACAUUCGAAGCGAGAGCAAGAGCAUCACACACUGUUCGAAAGAACUUCGGUAUCGGGUCUGGUGGGCGCUAUUUAUGCUAGAUAUUGUGCUAUGUGAGAUGACAGGCCGUCCACCUGGUACUGGGGACAUUUUUUGCUCCACCCCACUCCCUGUCCCCUUCGCAGACGAGGACUUUUCUGAUACGCGUGUUGCGCAACUUAUUACCGACCAAAGGACUCGAAGUGCCUUUCUCGCCUCUUUGGUUUCCCAUACCACGGAGGCCUCGCCAAGGGAGAGCAUGACUCUCAGCACCCCGGGACAGCAAGGGUCGGGCAAUGUAAAACAAGAAAAGGCCAGUCAGACAGGGGCAGAGAACGUGACACCUAACCCCUCUCUGUGCUUUCUGUAUGCAGUGGACCUAUCUCAUCUCUUACGGGAGGCUAUUGGUGUCCUGUAUGCUCCUAGAGCAAUGCGACGGUCAUGGCAUGAGAUCGAAACCGCCAUUUCCACACUAAACAACCAUGCUGAUAACUGGUUGUCUCGUCUCCCGGCGGAGUUUGAUUUCACAACGCUAGACACAACUCACCAAUUUAUACAGCAGCGUGCUAGUCUUGCUUUCCGAUUUUACGCCACGAAGCUGAUAAUCUUGCAGCCCUGUAUCCGCCAUCUAUCUCAGUCAUCUGAAGCAAGCUCCCCGGGAACGGUGUGUGACCAUAUGGCAGCCUUGUGCGUUCAGAUGGCAGAUCAAAUGCUUGACCUUCUCCCCGAGGAGCUAGACUCGACUUGGCUGUAUAGCGUCGCUCCAUGGUGGUGCGUCCUGCACAACAUCAUGCAGUCGACUACCAUCCUUCUCACCGAGCUGUUCACGCGCACUCAUAUAGGCACCACGAAGGCGGUUUACAUCACCAAGAAGAUCAACAAAGCAACUCGCUGGUUGAAGGAGAUGUCAACCAAAGACCUUUCUUCGCAGCGAGCCUGGCUUGUCUGCAUGGACCUUCUUUCACGGCAUGGCUCGAAGUUUGGGUUCGAUGUUGACACCGAACUCUAG